AAGUAUUAAAUUAAUUCUAUGUUAUAAAUUGUGAACAAAAACGAUUAGGUAAAACAUGUUAUCUCUGUACGAGUGAGAUAACUGACACCCAGUAUGAAAUCAACCAGUUUGUAUUCCGGCUCGGUUCGCGUUGAGCACGCACGCAUAUACCGCAAAAAUAAAUAUAAAAAAAACCAUAACGAUGUUCCCAAUGCGUCGCGUUGGUAGUAAGAUCCUGGAGCAAUGGCGCACGCCGGUUGCAGCUGUUGCGAAGGCGCAAAGGAAAUUCAGCACAGACGCGCCUCCGCGACCUCUAUCAAUGUUGACAGAAGAUGAAUUAGCCAUGAAGGACACAAUUAGAAAAUUGGCGACAGAACAAAUAGCGCCACUGGUUAAGAAAAUGGAGGACGAACACAAAAUCGACGAUAGCAUCAGGCAGAUGUUGUUUGAUAAUGGUUUAAUGGGUAUCGAAACCCCGACAGAAUACAGUGGUUCAGGGUGCGGAUUCCUCACCAUGAUGUUGGUGGUGGAAGAACUGUCUAGGGUGGACCCUGCAGUUGCAGCGUACGUGGAUAUUCACAAUACACUGGUGAACUCCCUGUUUAUGAAGUUGGGAACCGAGGAACAGAAGCAAAAGUAUUUGACGAAGUUAUGCACAGAAUACGCUGGUAGUUUCUGUUUAACCGAGCCCACGUCUGGUUCUGACGCGUUUUCCUUAAAAACCGUGGCAAAGAAAGAAGGAAAAGACUUCGUUAUUAACGGCUCCAAGAUGUGGAUAUCGAACUCCGAUGUCGCUGGAGUCUUCCUUGUAAUGGCUAAUGCUGAUCCAUCAAAGGGUUACCGAGGUAUCACCUGUUUCAUUGUAGAACGGGACACCCCCGGCUUAAGUGUUGCCAAACCGGAAAACAAACUCGGGAUACGUGCGUCCGGCACUUGUAUGGUACACUUCGACAACGUUAGGGUACCGGAAGAGAAUAUUCUUGGUGAAUAUGGAAAAGGAUACAAAUACGCAGCUGGUUUCUUAAACGAGGGUCGUAUCGGUAUUGCAGCGCAAAUGAUCGGUCUUUGUCAGGGAUGUAUGGACGCCACUAUCCCAUACACGUUAGAGAGGAAGCAGUUUGGCAACAAGAUUUAUUCUUACCAGGGUAUCAGCUAUCAAAUAGCUCACUUACAGACACAAUUAGAAGCGGCGCGUCUCCUUGCUUAUAACGCAGCGCGUCUCAAAGAAAAUGGACAAGAUUUCGUCAAGGAAGCCGCAAUGGCCAAAUACUUUGCUUCAGAAAUCGCUCAAACUUUGACCUCAAAAUGUAUUGACUUUAUGGGUGGUGUUGGUUUCACCCGUGACUUCCCUCAAGAGAAAUUCUUCCGAGAUGCUAAAAUAGGAACUAUCUAUGAAGGAACAAGUAAUAUGCAAUUGCAAACUAUAGCAAAAUACAUAGAAAAGGAAUAUACACAGUAAAUAAUAUCAAGAUCUGGCGACACUGAAUAUUUGCAUUUAAAGUACUUUGUAAAGUUUCACUAUAUUGUAUACAAUUUUUAAGGAAACAGGGUUUUAUCAUGUGUACUAUACAACAUAACUUUUUCUGUUUGAUUAUAAAUCAUUAUUUUGUAGUGUAUAAAUCCAAUUUGGUUUAUAAGCAAUAUGAAUUUAAUAAAAUGUUUAAAAGCAAUAUGAAUUUAUUACACUUAAGAUAGAAAAUAAAACAUUUGUACAUUUCUAUUACACAAAUAUAAUAUUGUCUACAAUUUACAUAAACUAAUUAUGAGCUACAUACAAAUAAAAUAUUGGUAAUUGACUAUAUACACAUUGUUGUUUCUAAAUUGUUAUAUUUUUGUAAAAAGAUUUUAUAUUCAAUACAAGAUGAUGUUGUUUAUUAAUAUUAUAUAACUAGUAAAAUGUAUCCA
Messenger RNA from Nymphalis io (European peacock), 1884 nucleotides. RefSeq names its product short/branched chain specific acyl-CoA dehydrogenase, mitochondrial (gene Acade). The coding region runs from base 182 to 1438 and encodes 418 amino acids. Gene Ontology annotation, molecular function: acyl-CoA dehydrogenase activity; flavin adenine dinucleotide binding. Gene Ontology annotation, cellular component: mitochondrion. Lineage: Eukaryota; Metazoa; Arthropoda; Insecta; Lepidoptera; Nymphalidae. The transcript has 9 exons. The record is from RefSeq and is a predicted model, not a curated record.